Messenger RNA from Symbiodinium natans, 1767 nucleotides. The record is from the annotation of a GenBank genome assembly. Lineage: Eukaryota; Dinophyceae; Suessiales; Symbiodiniaceae.
AUGGCCACGGCCAGAUCAUCGCAAGCGGACCUGUGUGUGCGAGGUGUGGCCAUGCAACCCAUUCCUACAAGACAGAGCCCCUCCCCCACCCCCGCGGAGCCACAGGCUCCGCAGUCCCAGGCAAGGGCAUGCCCAGCUCAGGAAAGCAAACCAGUGGGAGAGUGGCUCCGCGUUUUCUGCCCGGGCUUCGCGCACACGCUCCUUCUGCGGGAGGAUGCAGAUAUAACUACCACGGAAAUCCAUGUCUCGAGCUGGUGGGAUGAGGAGUUCGACUACACGGACUCGGUCCAAUGGCAGAAGCGCACCCUGCGCUGCGUGCCUGCCCUGGGGCCUUAUGCCGGUGAGGAGCAGCUCUUCGAGUACGAUGCUCACCCGGAAGAGGUGCGCUGGGCGGGGCACACCUACCCAAGUGAGCGCUGUGGGCCUGGGGAGCCGGGCCGGUCCCGGCUCCUGAAAAGCUGCCUGCUUCUCCUCAUGCGUGAAGCAGGCCAAGUAGGUCAGUUCCGCCAAGCACAGCCGGCUCAGCCUCUGAAUCCUCUGGCGCGGGCAGCCCUGCUUCCGGGGGCGGCUGCAAUCGCUCAAGGCCUGGGCUGGCGCGACGCCGGACUUCAACAGGCGGCCGCACGGGUGCAGGGCUUCCUGGCCGGCCACAUUCACGUGGAGGUGGAAGAUUUGGAGGGUAUUUUAGUGGAGUUCCCGAUGCCGGAAGGCAGCAGCUGUGCCGAGCUCUACCAUGCUACCGCCGCCGCCUUCUUUCAGAGCGGCCGUCCUUUGGCCGACUUUAUCUUGUCCCUACGGGAUGGCUCUGCCCUUCUAAGCACGUCGCCCCGCGUGGGCAUGGAUCAGCCUUCCCUGAGGAGUGCAGCGGAAGGGAAUCAGCUGCUGGGGCUCCGACAUAGCCUAAAACGCGUUGUUCAAGAGUCUGCCAGCGUGUCGACCUGGCCACCCUCCGUGCCAGUAGUGGUGCAUGAUCUAUCUGGUGCACUCCUAGCUGAGCUGUCGUUGCCCGUAGGGGCUGGAGCAGCUGAUUGCAAGGCCAGGCUGCGGAAACUUCUCUCGCGCCAGGAGCCGGACGAGUGCAUGCACUUGGUGCACGAGAGCGGCCAGUGGGAGGACCAACUCCUAGGUCAACUGCUGGACAAUGCGGACAAUGCGGGCAUGGCACGUCUCACACUGGUUUGGGCCUCGGCAUUUCAGUACGUCGCCGUGCCGGUUGCCAGCGAGGCCCGCAUCCUGGCUGGGCGCGGCGUCUACCGAUCGCCCGCCGAGCUCCCAGCGAGGGAGCCGGGCACGAGCCGCGUGGGGUUCCGUGUCAGCCAUGAUAGCCAUGCCGGCAGCUCCGCUUGCGCUGGGGCGGCCAAACUGCAAGCCUUUCGCAGUCAUCGUCAACAAAGGGAGCCGGCGCAGGUAAGAAAGCUGGCCGACGCCUUGCCGAAUCUGGACCAUGACGACGCUGCGGCCGCGGGGCCUGGGGGUUCGCCGAGUGCGCUGCACGUCUUCGAGCUGGGCCCGGAGGUCGUGGAGAUGGUGGUGAAUGUCACGUCAGACGAGAAUCAGGUGGGUGGCUCCUUCUUCAAUCUCGUGGUCCCGGCGCAAGCCAGCAGCUGCGUGCUUCGGUCUUUCCUGGCUCAGAGAUUCUGUGGGUCUUCCAUGGCCUCAGUCCGACUUGCUCUCUUCAUGGCAAAGUUCGAUGCUGUUGCCUUCAAGGACUUGAGGUGUUACCUCCGGGAGGAGCCAUCCACCAAGGGUUUCACUCUCAGCCAGUAG